Molecule: messenger RNA, 975 nt
Organism: Trichobilharzia regenti
Lineage: Eukaryota; Metazoa; Platyhelminthes; Trematoda; Strigeidida; Schistosomatidae
Source: the annotation of a GenBank genome assembly
AUGAUUUGUCGAUGGUUAUUUAGACUGCAGAUCUUUGGUCUAUUCUUCUUCUUCAGGUAUCUCUGUAACGGUGCAGAAUGGUCUUAUUCUGAUCCAAAUAAUGGACCAGAUAGAUGGUCUCAAAUUCCUCAUUCAAUGUGUUCUGGGACUUAUCAAUCACCUAUUGCAUUGUCAAGAGCAUCAUCUGUAUUCAGUCCUGAAUUGAAAACGAUACAAAUUUAUCGAUCAGGGUCAACAAAAACACAAAAUCAAAUUGUCAACUCUGGUCAUUCAAUUGUCAUCCAAUUUCCAAACGAUACAUGGUUUGUAUCAUUCGAUGGUAUGUUUGACAAGAAGUACGAAGUUGCACAAAUGCAUUUUCAUUGGGGUAAAGAUGAUGAACGUGGCAGUGAACAUACGAUUGAUGGGAGAACAUAUCCUUUAGAGGGUCACAUUGUACUAUUUAGACGGCAAAUAUAUCCUAAUAUCAAAGCAGCAGAAAGUGCAGUCGGUGGAUUGGCUGUACUCGGGAUAAUGCAUUCAGUUGUUGACACUCAAAACUAUAAUGAAACAAUUUUUAGCUUAUAUCAAGACUUUGGUGGUACAUUAAAUCCAAACUUUGCACUGAAACAAUCAUAUACAAUUGAUGAAUUUGAUUUAGCAAAAGUGUUAACCUUCUUAAAUCCAAAUCGUUAUUAUCGAUAUCCUGGUUCAUUGACAACACCACCAUGUACAGAAAAUGUCUUGUGGACAGUGUUCACUGAUCCAGUACCAGUAACACGUGUACAAGUGAAUCAACUUCGUGGUCUACCAAGUCCAUCGACUGAGAAACACACUAGUUUGUAUGAUAAUUUUCGUCCAUUACAACCAUUAAACCCAGAAGGUCAACUUAUACCACGAGUUGUGUAUCGCGCAGCCGCAUCAAGUCUUCCUAUACAAUCGUUAACAUCAAUUCUAUGCAUCAUAGCAGUUACACAAUUCAGCUUAAGAUUUUAA